Paecilomyces variotii is the source of this 1818-nucleotide messenger RNA. RefSeq names its product major facilitator superfamily domain-containing protein. NCBI's taxonomy places the organism in Eukaryota, Fungi, Ascomycota, Eurotiomycetes, Eurotiales, Thermoascaceae. The record is from RefSeq and is a predicted model, not a curated record. Bases 200 to 1690 code for a protein of 496 amino acids. The transcript has 7 exons. Gene Ontology annotation, biological process: transmembrane transport. Gene Ontology annotation, cellular component: membrane. Gene Ontology annotation, molecular function: transmembrane transporter activity.
AUGUCUCCAGAGUUAUAUAAAGAACGUUCUCUCCUGGUUCUUUUCCUGGACUUAUAAGGUCCAAGAUUAGAAUGUGACUUGUCUUUUCUUACAAAGAACAAAGCAGUCUCUUUCCACAACACAAGUAGGAUUAAUCCGUUUUCUGCCUUCUACCAAAUCAUCAAAACACAGAGACCCAAAACACCCCUCCUUCGAAAAAAUGUCCGAUCAAGAAAAGAACAAUUCCAUCCAAGACAUCAUCAGAUCCAACGAAUCGCUAUCCUCCAUAGACCCCACAGCAGACAAGAAACUCCUCCGGAAAUGCGAUCUACACAUCUUACCGGUUCUGAUGCUGCUUUACUUGAUGUCGUUUAUGGAUAGGAUUAAUAUCGGAAACGCAAAACUCCAAGGCCUCGAAAAGGAUCUAAACAUGUUCGGAAACGAUUACAAUAUCGCAUUAUUCGUAUUUUUCAUCCCGUAUAUCCUGUGCGAAGUCCCUAGUAAUCUCAUCCUGAAGAAGGUGGCUCCGUCGAGUUGGCUUAGUGGUAUUAUGUUCGCGUGGGGUGUCAUUACGAUCUGUCAGGGUGUUACGAAAAGCUUUGGUGGUCUGGUCGCUUGUCGAUUCUUACUUGGUGUUUCUGAAGCUGGGUUUGUGCCAGGAUGCAUGUACUUCAUCUCCAUGUACUACAAGCGUUACGAACUACAAUGGCGAAUGAACCUCUUUUUCUCAUCAAGUAUCAUGGCUGGAGCGGUUAGCGGACUCCUAGCCUACGCAAUCGCAAACAACAUGACAGGAAUAAUAAUAAUAAUAGGAGGAGGAGGAGGAGGAUACAAUAAUGGCUGGCGCUGGAUCUUCAUCAUUGAAGGUCUCGCUACAGUUGUUAUUGCUAUAGUUGCCAAAUUUCUCAUCCCCGACUGGCCGGAGAGUGCAAAGUUCUUGGACAGUGAUGAACGUGCUCUGUUGAUUCGUCGUUUGGCUUCUGAUCAUGGUGGAGGAGUAGCGAUUAUGAAUCGACUUGAUAAGAGCGCUGCUAGGAGGGUUUUUUUGGAUGGGAAGAUUUAUCUGGGAACAAUCAUGUACCUCGGCGUCCUCAACACCGGCUACUCAACCUCAUUCUUCACCCCCACCAUCCUCAAACAACUAGGCUGGACAUCCGUCCGGGCCCAAGUAAUGAGCAUCCCCAUCUACAUCGCCGCCACAAUCACAUCCCUCUGCAGCGCCCUCGCAUCAGAUAAACUCCACCACCGCUUCCUCUUCACCAUACUCGGAUGCAUAAUCGCCACUAUCGGAUACAGUAUUCUUCUCUGCCAAGUAUCUGUUCCCGUGGGAGUUCGCUAUUUUGCCAUCUACGCCAUCACGGCGGGUGGGUAUAUGACUCAGCCUAUUGUGAUGGGUUGGUUGAGUAAUAAUGUAAGUGGGCAUUAUAAACGGUCUAUUGCGUCGGGGGUUCAGAUUGGGUUUGGGAAUUGUGGUGGGUUGAUUGCGAGUAAUGUUUAUCUGGCUGGGGAGGCGCCGACGUAUCGUACGGGGUUUGGGGUUAGUUUGGGGUUGGUUUGGGUUAGUGGUUUUGCUUGUGUGGUGUUCUUUUUGUAUGUGGUUCGUGAGAAUCGUCUUAGGAGGGAAGGGAAGAGGGAUUAUCGAUAUGGUCUUCCUAGGGAAGAGUUGGAGAAUCUGGGCGAUGAUCAUCCUAGUUUCCGGUUUGCGUACUGAUAGGUCUUCUUGGGUCUUUCGCGUUAUUCGUUUAUUUACUUGUUUAUCGCAAAAACAUGCGUUGUUUUUUCUUCUUUUUUCAUUGGCCUUUCGGAGUCGAUCAUUGAUGAUCGUACGUAGUAACUUAG